CGGAACGCGGGCAUUCACUUGUCCAUAUGGACUUAAUUUGAAAUGAAACUUUUAUGUUGUUCUAUAAUAACCCUGAUUCUUAUUAAUAAUGUUUUUUCCAAGGGUCAUAAUAACAAUAUAUAUUUAGAUAUUCAUAAAAGCUAUGGAUGUUUUAGAAUGCUUAAUAGUACUCAUCAAAUUGGAUGCAGCUCAAAAAUAGGAAGUGGCAACAAUGGAAUAAUAUAUUUUGUAUUAAAUGAAGCUGUUUUGGACAAAUUGAUAAAUAAUGAUAAUGAAUUUGAUUACAUAGUUAUGAUAUAUCCUAAUUUAUUUAAUUAUAAAAAUUUAAUUAAAAUGAAAAAUUGUGAACAUAUAACUGGUGCUGUAUUGUUAAACACACUAAAUAGUACUCAAUUAGAUGAAAUACCACAUUUCUCUCCAGAUCAAGCCUGUCCUAACAGAAAAUCUGAUUAUUAUACUGGCAUUGAUAAAUAUGAAAAUUGCAAAUAUAUUGAAUGGAAUCAUGGACAAGGAAUCUUUUUUAAUGAUUGGGGUGACUUUCCAAUAUUUAUGGUCAAAGAUGAUGAAUCAAUACAUACACUAAUGGAUAAAUGUUUUUUUAAGUAUAAUCAGAAUAUUAUUGAAAAAUUUACCAAUUAUAAACCUCUAUGUUCAGCAAAUAUGAUAUUUGAAAUGGUUGCUGUAAAAGAUAAAGAUACUUGUAUUAAAAGAGGGGAGUUAUCACAUACAUUGGAUUCUAGAUUAAGUAUUCAUUGCUAUGAAAUAGGAGAUGCCAAUAUUUGGUCCUUGCUAAAUCCUACCAAUAAAUCAAAACCUUUAAAGGCACUGUCUAUUGUCCUUUUGGUGACUCGGAUGGACGCCCUAACCAUGUUCGACCAAAUCGCUCCCGCUGCCGAAAGCUCCGCUUUAAGCAUUAUAACUCUGUUGCUCGUAGCCGAAGCGCUGGACAGAACUAACAAUGAAUAUUUUUCUAAGGCGGAAAACGCGAACGCUUCUCUCGAUAAAAAUGUUAUGUUUGUGUUUUUCAACGGGGAAGCAUACGAUUACCUUGGCUCUACCAAAUUAAUCCACGAUAUGAACAUUCGCCAUGAGUUUCCCCAAAAAUUAAAUUCGGAUAUCAUAAAUCAAUCGGCUAUUAUCAACACGUCCCACAUAUCUCACAUCAUUGAGAUUGGUCAAGUGGGAUUAGCAUCUCAUUCGAAUUAUUAUAUACAUACCGACCCUUUAUCCAGAAACAAACACCAAGUUGUUGAUAAAGAAAUAAAACACAUGUUCGAACUGUUCUCCAAAUCUCACGCUAAAAUUUCCGUGAAACCGGUCAAUGAUAGUAAUCAACCUUUGCCGCCUUCAUCGUUGCAAAAUUUUCUCAAAUCUGAUGAUUCGAUACCCGGAAUUUACGUAGCGGAUCACCUUAACGAAUUCGCCAAUCAAUUUUAUCACAGUAUAUUAGACGAUUUAAAUUACGUUGGUUCCUUUCAUGAUCAUGAUCAUAAUUCUGGUCUGGAAAUUCUCGUUAAUGACAUUCACGGACUGUCCAGCACUUUGGCCAACGUCGUAUUUAAGCUGAUAGCAAAUAAUAGUGCAGAUAAUGAGAUGCUGGAUAUCAAAAUUAACAAAUCGCUGAUUUACGACCUUGUUGAUUGUUUUUUAGUCAAUUCCUCUUGCGAAUUUUGGAAACCAUUUUCAAGCUACAUAUCUGGAGACCUGAACACUUUCCUCUCUUAUUACGUUGGCGCAGACGGGGCGAUGCGAACCUAUACUUUUUUUACCCAGGCCACGUUAGCCUACUUGACUAUGAAAAAUAUCGACCCCAAUAUAAAAAGCAAAAAGGAAUGUGACGAUUUAAAUAAUGAACAAUCUCAAGCCGGGCAUUCUCUACUUUUUGCCCGGCCCGUUAAUUCUUACCCGAACUAAAAAAAAUUUCGGGCUGGAUAUAGCAUGCCACUGGUUCCAAUUUUAUACUAUAAGCGCCUUAUGGAAACUCGAAACAAUUUAACAUAUGUACACGAUUUGCAAUACCAAAAUAUAUUAUUCUUUUAAGUAUAUUGCUUAUGAAACGGGUUUCCAGGUCUCCCACAAUAUUUUUUAAAGUCAAAAUCUAUCAACUCAAUUACCACAUUUUUGAAAUAUAUCACAAAAUCUCCCACAUACAGAUUUUUUUUCAAGAAUCAUAUUUUUGAUAUAAAAAUAUCAUGUAUUAUGCCCCCCCCCCAAUUUUAAGAAAUUCAAUUUUCUCUUUUCAUUAGACUCCUAUUCUUAAUUUUUUUUUAUGUUUUUGCUCACUUUUUAACUAUGAAUUAUAUAUUAUAUCAAAUCAAAUCUCUCCUAUUUAGUCCAUUCUCGUCGAAAACGAUUAGCUAUAAGCCUUGAUGUGUAAUCUGGGAAAAACUUAACCUUGCAAAACAAUAAAAACAAAAAUUAAUGUUUUUUCUUCUACAAUUAUUUUAUUACCUCUAUCCUCUCCUUACUUAUAAUUCAUAGAUUUAUUCCUAUUUAUGGCUCAAUAAUUUACCCUCUCUAAACCAAUCCUCUGUUUGCGUAUCAUCCUUGGCCUGGGCCCAUGUAUCUAGCUUAUCUUCCUCUUGGGUGAAAAGCUUUUCGUACAGUUUCGCUUCUUUACG
Messenger RNA from Gordionus sp. m RMFG-2023, 2621 nucleotides. Its product is annotated as nicastrin-like. Bases 43 to 1914 code for a protein of 623 amino acids. Gene Ontology annotation, biological process: protein processing; Notch receptor processing. The record is from RefSeq and is a predicted model, not a curated record. Gene Ontology annotation, cellular component: plasma membrane. NCBI's taxonomy places the organism in Eukaryota, Metazoa, Nematomorpha, Gordioida, Chordodea, Parachordodidae. The transcript is spliced from 13 exons.